GUCAUCGUGAUAGUAAAAUAAAUGUGACAACGGCGGGUCUAACACACUGAUAGAAAUAUAAUAAAUUAAAUUUUUAGAAAAGUAUUUACAAUGGACGAAGAAGGAGAAAGUAUUUUGCUUGAAGAUAAUUAUUAUCAAUUAUUAAACGUGUCAAAAACGGCUUCAACGGAUGAAAUAAACAGUGCAUACCGCCGUUUCUCACGCAUGUUUCAUCCCGACAAACAUAGCACGGAUAGCAAAAAACAAAAAUGGGCUGAGCAGAUUUUUAACAAAGUGAAAGAAGCUUAUGAAGUACUGUCUGAUUCCCACAAGAGAGCUAUUUAUGAUACCUUAGGAAAACGUGGAUUAGAUGUGGAUGGAUGGGAGGUUAUCUUUAGGACUCGAACACCAAAGGAAAUUAGAGAUGAAUAUGAAAGGCUAAAACGGGAGAGAGAAGAACGACGGUUACAGCAAACUGCAAACCCACGUGGCAUUAUCACAUUGUCAAUAAAUGCAACAGAUAUGUUUGCAAAGUAUUAUGAUCAAUAUGAAAUUCUGGAUGACACAGCCUUAAUUCCCAACAUAGAAGUUUCCGGAAUGACGAUUCAGCAAUCCAUUGAUGCACCAGUAACACUAAGGAAUACAAUGACUUUGUCUGGAAAUAUUUCAACACAGAAUGGAAAUGGUACAGGAUCAGUGAAUGUGUCAAAUCGUCAUUUAAGUUCAGAAAAAGGUUGGACUGAAGUAGAAUGUGGUAUAGGAAAUGGACCUCUUCUGGGGCUCAAAGUUUUUCGAACAUUGUCUCGACUGAUGUUUCUAAAUUGUGGGACUGUACUGCAAUUUUCUUCGAGAGGGAUAGUGCCAAGUUUUGUUUCAACUAUGGCAUUACAGUUAGAUGCACAUUCAGUUGGAUACCUGACAUAUCGUGCAGGUGGUCAAAGUGGCUCAUCUAUGACAUCCAUGUAUGUCAGAGACUCGGAUAAAUACCAUACAAAUACUGCCCUGCAGAUUGGAAAUCCUCAUUCGUUCAUUUCUUUCAACGUGAUGAGGAAACUGCCACAGUUUGAUAUGAAAUUAAGAUUGGCUCUCAAAUUCGGUACAUUCGGUGCGUUAGUUGAAUAUGGUGCAGAAAAGAAAGUAUCACAGAAUAGUAGUGUUUCAGCUGCGGUUAUGGUUGGAGUUCCCACAGGAGUUGUACUCAAACUUAAGUGGAGCUGUUCCUCACAAACAAUAGUAGUGCCAAUGCAUCUUUGUGAUGAAGUAAUGCCAUCACCGGUGUUCUAUGCCACUGUUGUCCCAUUGGUGUCAUGGCUGGUCCUCAAGAAAAUGGUCCUGGAUCCUAUAGUUAAAGAACGCCAAGAAAGAGAAAGGCAAAGAUCUAUGGAAGCUAAUUUCGAAAGGUUACAAGAAAUGCAGCAACAAGCCCGAGCUACUGUAGAAUUGAUGCGUGAAACCUACUCGAGAAUCAAGAAUGAUGAGGAAAAGAAGAAAGGCUUGGUUAUAUUGCAAGCUUUGUAUGGAAAAUUACCUGCAGGUGCGGAUAGUCAUGAAGUAUCAACAGAUGAAGCGGGAGACGGUGACCAAGCAGAAACACCACAAGGAUAUUCCGAAGUUAUUGAAGUUACGAUACCUCUACAGUGCCUUGUUAAGGAUUCCAGGCUCGAGUUAUUAGAAGCUAGCAAGUCGGAAUUACCAGGAUUCUACGAUCCAUGUGUUAGUGAUGAUAAGCACCUCACUAUCAAAUAUUCUUACCACAAUAACCUCUAUAUUUGCACCAUUACUGAUCAACAAGCCGUUGUUUUGCCGCGCAAUAAUCAUCGAAUAAAAAAUAGAUCCUGAAAAUUAAAGUCGAGGUGCAAACGCUAGCACCAUUUUAACAACAAACGUAUGCAGCUUCUUCAAAAUUAUUAUUAUUUAUUUUUUAACUUGUGGUCUGAAACCAGUAUUUGUUUGUAAAGUGUGUUUUAUCACUCGUGUUGCAAAGUAACGGAGAUGUAUCUAUUUUUGAAUUGAUAUGAUAAUUGUUAUUUCUACAAAUAAAUAUGUACAAAUAUAGACUAACCAGGAAUAUGAAAAAACCCUCGCUCGUAUUGCAAAUAUGUGAAACUAAUUUCUUACAGUAUAUGAACAAAAAUAACGAACAGAAGUGCCUCUACCAGGAUUUUUAUAUUUCAGGUUAGUUUAUACUUUAUUUGUAUUAUAUUUAGUUAUCAAGUAAACCUCUACAAAGGUUGGGAAGUGCCUUUACGUUCACGUCAGCCAUGUUUAUAACAUAGGCAAGUAAAAGUAAAUUUUACGUACAAUUAACAAAGGUAUUCCAGUACAAAACUAUAUGGCUUACAGAUAUACUCAGAGUCGAUAGUUACGCCAGAGAGCCUGAGUGUAGAUUUAAGUGAGAAAUCUAAGUGUGACACGAAGUACAAUGUGAACUUAUAAACAUGUUAUUUUUCUAAGGGUAUUUAUUCCGGCAAUAAUAUGUAAUAAGUCCAGCAAUAUAUAAAUAAAUAUGGAAUUUUAUACUGAAUAUAAAUUGAUAACUAUGCCGUUAAAUAUUUUAUAGCUUAUAGUGCUUUUUAAAUUAACUGUUACUAUUCCAUUUUUAACGUAGUUUAUAUUGGCACAAAUAAAUAUAAAAAAGGUAGCAAUAAGCCAAUUUUAUUCUAUAUGAAGUAAAUUAUGAUAAUUUUGAUGAACACCAACUAUUUAUAAAUGUAUUGUCUGAGUAAAUUAAUUUGUAACUUUAUCAAUUGAGUUUUAUCGUAAGAUGGUAUUUUGUGUCGUUUAAUGUUAAAUUUUAAACAUAUUUUUAGAUGCUUGAGGCAUUGUAGCCGCAUUAAUUAGGAAAUUUAUAUAAAUAUAAUACUCAAAGGGUUUAGCGACUUUUUGAGCGUUUGUGUCACAGAAGUCACAGAUUAAA
Papilio polytes (common Mormon) is the source of this 2896-nucleotide messenger RNA. It is a transcript of the gene DnaJ-17, whose product is annotated as dnaJ homolog subfamily C member 11. The record is from RefSeq and is a predicted model, not a curated record. The transcript is spliced from 13 exons. Gene Ontology annotation, biological process: cristae formation. Bases 91 to 1818 code for a protein of 575 amino acids. Lineage: Eukaryota; Metazoa; Arthropoda; Insecta; Lepidoptera; Papilionidae.